CCAGGAUUUGAGACAGAAGCAGAAAGUACAGCUGUGUGCUCUGCAGACUACAUAAGAUAAAUUAGGAGCUACAACAGGGCAGAAUGAGAGGACUUAAUGCUAUUUUACUCUUUUUCAUCUUUGUCUGCUGCAUCAGGGCUAAGAAGAUGCGGUGGUGCACAGUGUCAGAUCCUGAACAGAGGAAGUGUGCAGAACUGGCUAAAGCUCUAGUGGCAGUGCUGCCGCCAGCUGCUGUGGCGGCUUUUGCCAAACUCUCAUGCAUACGAGCAUCCAGCACGACUGACUGCAUCGAUAGGAUCAGGGCUAACCGUGCUGACAUAGUGACGUUAGAUGCGGGAGAAGUUUAUUCUGCUGUGAAACAGUUUGGCCUCGUUGUCAUCGCCAAGGAGAUAUACAGUGACGGAGGCUGUAUUCUGUCCGUGGCUGUGGUGAGAAACAGCAGUUUGGACAUACGGUCCCUGCGGGGCCUCAGGAGCUGUCACAGUGGCGUUCGAUGGACGGCUGGAUGGAGCCUUCCACUCGGGUUCCUGCUCUCACGCAACUACCUGAGCUGGUCAAAGGAGCAGCCUCUCAGUCAGGACGUCAGCACCUUUUUUAGUGCCAGCUGCAUUCCUGGAGCUGCUGCCAUGGCACCUCCUCUGUGCGCUCUGUGCCAAGGCCAGAAGUCCUACAUCCGCCAGAGGAAUUACCACUGCGAAACGUCCCACAGCGAGCCCUUCUACAGCAACCAAGGAGCCCUCAGAUGUCUUAGGAGUGGAGCUGGAGAUGUUGCAUUUGUGGACCAUUUAGCUCUUGAAAGUCUUGAAGACAGCGAUAGAGACGAGUUCAGGUUACUGUGCACAGACGGCACACAAGCUCCUCUCAGCCACUACAGAAACUGUAAUCUGGGACGUGGUCCAGGAGGCGGCAUGGUCACCAGAUUUAACUUUCGCAAGGUUGCUCGCAAGUUUCUAGCAACGGUGCAGACGCUGUUUGGCCAGCGAGGACGAGAGGGGCAGCGCUUCCAACUCUUCAACUCGUCUUCUUUUGGAGAAAAUGAUCUUCUCUUCAGAGAUGUGACAGAUAAAGUGGCUGUUCUGUCGGAUGACAUGGAUGUCAGUCAGGUGCUGGGGCUGGAUUAUGUGGCACUGCUCAAAGGCCUCGGGCAUGAAGGAAGUUCACUGGAGGACAGCGUUGUGCGGUGGUGCUGUAUUAGCAAUGCAGAGCAGAAGAAAUGUGAGCAGUGGGCUCUCAGUAUAAAGUCAGACCCGCUGGUGUGUGUUAGAGCCGUCUCACUCCGCGACUGUGUCGAGAAAAUCAAGAGGGACGAGGCGGACGCUGUCUCGCUGGAUGCAACUCACUCUUUCAUUGCAGGAAAAUGUGGUCUUGUCCCUGUCGUCACAGAAUAUUAUGGAAGAGAAUGUGUGCCUGCUGAAGGAUCAACCCACUUGGAGACAGAUGUGUUGCCCUCCGUGGUGGCUGUGGCAGUGGCAAAGCGCUCCAGCAGAAACAUAUUCAUAGGGAACCUCGGAGGCCGUCGCUCCUGUCAUGACCACAUGUACAGCCCGGCAGGCUGGCUGCUGCCGUACAGACACACGUUAAGCCUGGAGCAUAACAACAGCUCCCCCUGUGAUCCAAACCAAGUGUACAACGAGGUGUUUUGGAAAGGCUGUCUUCCCGGUUCUCAGGGGAAUCUGUGUAAAGUGUGUAUGGGAGGCACUGGAGAGGCUGCCACCAAACGCUGUGCUGACAACCACAAUGAGCGUUACUAUGGCAACAUGGGGGCAUUAAGGUGUCUGGUUGGAGAUCCAAGUGGUAAAACCUACGGUGACGUGGCCUUCCUGGAACAGCACAACCUUCAGGCCAACAUCCUCAGUUUGAGUUCCACUGGCUGGGCAGAAGGUUGGACGUCAUCAGACUUUGAGCUGCUGUGCGGCGAUGGUCGUCGGGCUCCGUUGUCAGAGUGGGAGAGCUGCAACCUCGGAGUCAUCCCACCGAACACCGUCAUGACGCGGCCGGUUCUCACAGCACGAGUGUACGACUUCCUCAUGAAGUCGCAGGAGACUUUGGCAGCCAAUCCAAACUCAGAGUUCAAGCUCUUUGAGUCUCAGCCAUAUGGAGAAAGUGAUCUGCUGUUCAAAGAUGCAACUCAGUGUUUUGUCCACACAAGCCACAUGGACUACCGCUCCAUCCUCGGAGAAGAGUUUUAUCAUCACGCAGAAUCUGUCUUCAACUGCACACACUCUGAUAUCUUAGAGUUUUGUAAUCAGGAUGUGUGCAGCAUAUUUUAAUGGACACACCCCCUGUGAUAUUUGGUGGUUCAGCCAUCAACCCUUCAGCCACAAACUCCAAAUCUGAUGACUGCAAACCAUCGCUGGCAUUAUCCUGUUCACAGAUGAGAUUAAAAUCUAAACUCCGCUGCAGGACUCUGCUGCAAACUGAAGUGACUGACAUUUCAACAACUGUCACACUCUUCUUUGGUCUUUACUGUUUUCAUUGCUUUCAAGUUUUCUUAAGUCAUGUGUCAUACGCAUUUUAAGGGACAGAGAAAAGUCUCCAGCAUCUUUAAGUUGCCAUUGUAACUUAAACUGUUAUUUUAUGCCUAAUCUGUCUUUCAGAAAGGCAAUACACAUUUGCUUUGUAUUUUUAAGCCUGAAAACAAAUUCCAGUGACAUAGAGACUCAUGCAAAGAAGUUGAGACAACACAUAGCAUUGAGAUAAAUACCAAAAGAUGUGACUAUAUUUGUAAAUGUGUGUAUAAAAUGUAACCAAUAACA
Messenger RNA from Scatophagus argus, 2756 nucleotides. It is a transcript of the gene sxph, whose product is annotated as saxiphilin. The coding region runs from base 84 to 2270 and encodes 728 amino acids. Gene Ontology annotation, cellular component: plasma membrane; recycling endosome; early endosome. NCBI's taxonomy places the organism in Eukaryota, Metazoa, Chordata, Actinopteri, Scatophagidae. The transcript is spliced from 17 exons. Gene Ontology annotation, biological process: iron ion transport. The record is from RefSeq and is a predicted model, not a curated record.